GACACACAUGCUUCCCAUUGAUCACCUAACUGAAGAACCCUUCUUCAUACACUACUUCUUCCCCAAAUUAAAACCCUAGGUUUCUAAAUUAACCCACCUAAAUUGACAAUUUCUGUGAAAAGGCUCCUCAAUCCCAACCCUACCGCCAUCACAUGUACGUAUCCUUCCCCCAACUGCGACGUUAGCGCUCUUCGAACUUCAUUUCGCUAACAACUGCUCAUAAAACCCUAGAAUUUGAUUGCUGGCGCGAAGUCUCCUAUUUAAUUAGAGUAAAUUUUUCAAUAAUGAGUCCCGUUCAGAAUUUCGAGCAGCACUCGCGGCACCUGAUCGAACCUGACCUCCCAAUUCAGACAAGGCUGCAAAUGGCGAUGGAGGUAAGGGACAGUUUGGAAAUUUGCCAUACAGGGGAGUAUUUGAACUUUUUGAAGUGCUAUUUCCGGGCUUUUUCGACAAUUCUACAUCAAACUACCAAACCCCAGUUUGUCGACAACCAGGAGCACAAACUACGCAACAUUAUAAUUGAGAUUCUUAACCGCCUGCCCCACAGUGAGGUUCUGAGGCCCUUUGUUCAGGAGCUUCUCAAAGUAGCUAUGCAUGUGCUCACAACAGACAAUGAGGAGAAUGGUUUAAUUUGCAUCAGGAUUAUUUUUGAUUUGCUUAGAAACUUUAGGCCGAGUUUGGAGACUGAAGUACAGCCAUUCCUGGAUUUUGUCUGCAAAAUUUACCAGAAUUUUAGGGCUACUGUUAGUUACUUCUUUGAGAAUGGAGCCAUGAUGGUCCCACCACCACCUUUGCCAUCGACCUCUGGCUCCAUGGGGUCUUCUCUUAGUGGUGAUGAUGUGAAGGCUCUGGAAGUUACUGAUCAAGUGGGUCCUUCAGGUGGUUAUGUUGGGGUUUCUGGGCAGCUUAAUCCCAGCACAAGGUCGUUUAAGGUUGUCACAGAGAGUCCAUUGGUUGUUAUGUUUCUGUUUCAGUUGUAUGGCCGACUUGUUCAGACUAAUAUCCCGCAUCUGUUGCCACUGAUGGUGGCAGCAAUAUCAGUCCCAGGCCCAGAGAAGGUACCACCUCAUGUGAAGACUCAUUUUAUCGAGCUGAAGGGUGCACAAGUUAAGACUGUAUCUUUCUUGACUUACCUGCUGAAGAGCUUUGCCGACUAUAUUAAACAACAUGAAGAAAGCAUAUGUAAAAGCAUCGUAAAUCUGCUUGUCACAUGCUCCGACUCAGUUUCAAUUCGGAAGGAACUCUUGGUAGCUCUGAAACAUGUUCUUGGGACGGACUUCAAAAGGGGUUUAUUUCCUUUAAUUGAUACACUUUUAGAUGAGAGGGUGCUCGUUGGAACGGGCCGAGCAUGCUUUGAAACAUUGCGGCCUUUGGCCUAUAGUCUUCUGGCAGAGAUUGUUCAUCAUGUCAGGGGAGAUCUUUCAUUGUCCCAGUUAUCACGGAUUAUUUACCUAUUCUCAAGCAACAUGCAUGAUGCCUCAUUGACCUUGAGCAUUCAUACUACCUGUGCUCGCUUGAUGUUGAAUCUGGUGGAACCUAUUUUUGAGAAAGGUAAUGAUCAGGCAUCAAUGGAUGAGGCACGAGUUUUAUUGGGUCGAAUAUUGGAUGCUUUUGUUGGGAAGUUUAACACCUUCAAGCGUACUAUACCUCAGCUACUAGAGCAGGGAGAGGAGGGGAAAAAUCGGUCAACAUUGAGGUCAAAACUUGAAGUACCAGUACAGGCAGUCCUUAAUUUACCGAUGUCUGUAGAGCAUUCUAAAGAGGUCAAUGACUGUAAGCAUCUGAUAAAGACUUUAGUUAUGGGAAUGAAGACGAUAAUCUGGAGCAUAACCCAUGCACACAUACCAAGAUCACAGGUUUCACCCUCCACGCAUGGUGCCCCUCAGCAAGUGCUUCCGUCGACAUCAUCAGGUUCUUCUGUACCGCAGCCUUUUAAGGGAAUGCGAGAAGAAGAGGUCUGUAAAGCAUCAGGUGUUCUGAAGAGUGGUGUGCAUUGCUUAGCAUUGUUUAAGGAGAAAGAUGAAGAGAGAGAUAUGGUCCACCUCUUUUCCAAUAUAUUGGCCAUCAUGGAACCUAGGGACUUAAUGGACAUGUUCUCUUUAUGCAUACCCGAGCUUUUUGAGUGCAUGAUUUCUAACAGCCAGCUGGUCCACAUUUUCUCUACUCUUCUGCAAGCAGCAAAAGUAUUUCGCCCUUUUGCAGAUGUUUUAGUAAAUUUUCUUGUGAAUAGCAAACUCGAUGUCCUUAAGCAUCCUGAUUCUCCUGCCGCAAAACUUGUUUUGCAUCUCUUCCGGUAUUUAUUCGGUGCAGUUGCAAAGGCUCCAUCAGAUUGUGAGCGUAUUCUUCAACCACAUGUGCCUGUGAUCAUGGAAACUUGCAUGAAAAACGCAACUGAGGUUGAGAGACCAAUUGCAUAUUUGCAACUUCUUCGCACAAUGUUUCGUGCGCUUGCUGGAGGAAAAUUUGAACUUCUGCUUCGGGACUUGAUUCCUAUGUUACAACCAUGCUUAAAUAUGUUGUUAGCUAUGCUUGAGGGACCUACUGGUGAAGAUAUGCGAGAACUUCUAUUAGAGCUUUCUCUGACAUUGCCAUCACGUUUGAGCUCACUGUUACCUCACCUACCCCGUCUUAUGAAACCUCUUGUUAUGUGUCUGAAAGGAAGUGAUGAACUUAUCAACCUUGGUUUGAGAACACUCGAGUUUUGGAUUGAUAGCUUGAAUCCAGAUUUCCUGGAACCAAGCAUGGCAAAUGUCAUGUCUGAGGUUAUUUUGGCUUUGUGGUCUCAUUUAAGGCCUCCACCCUAUCCUUGGGGUGCAAAGUCAUUGCAACUUCUUGGUAAGUUAGGUGGUCGAAACAGACGCUUCCUUAAAGAGCCUCUAGCACUGGAAUCCAAAGAAAAUCCAGAGCAUGGGCUUCGAUUUAUCCUCACUUUUGAGCCUUCCACCCCUUUUCUGGUGCCACUGGAUCGCUGUAUCAAUCUUGCUGUAGGAGCUGUCAUGCAGAAGGGGAGUUCUGUUGAUAGCUUCUAUAGGAAGCAAGCACUAAAAUUUCUUCGUGUAUGCUUAUCUUCUCAGCUUAAUUUGCCUGGACUUUUGAAUGAUGACGGGUCAACAUUUAGGCUGUUGUCAUCUUUUAUAAGUUCUUCUGUUGAUCCAUCCUGGAGAAGAUCUGAUACAUCUGAUAUAAAGGCUGAUCUAGGUGUCAAGACGAAGACCCAACUUAUGGCUGAGAAAUCAGUUUUCAAGAUUCUUUUGAUGACAAUAAUUGCUGCAAGUGUGGAGCCUGAUCUACAGGAACCUAAGGAUGAAUUUGUCAGCCACAUAUGUCGUCAUUUUGCUAUAAUAUUCCAUGUUGAGGUUCCUGUUUCUCAGAGUUCAGUUCCUUCUGCAUCAAUUGGCGGUCCCAUGGUUUCUUCCAGCUCCAGUGUGAGUUCAAAGUCGAGAAAUAACGCUUCUCUGAAAGAGCUGGAUCCUUCGAUAUUUUUAGAUGCUUUGGUAGAGGUUCUGGCAGAUGAAAAUAGACAGCAUGCAAAAGCCGCGUUGAAUUCGUUGAAUAUGUUUUCUGAGACACUUCUGUUUCUUGCUAACUCUAAACAUUCUGAUGUGCUAAUGUCUAGAGGGGGUCCCAGCACUCCUAUGAUUGUAUCCAGCCCCUCAAUGAGCCCUGUAUAUUCACCUCCUCCAAGCAUUCGGGUCCCUUGUUUUGAGCAACUUUUGCCACGCCUUUUACACUGUUGUUAUGGGAGUACCUGGCAAGCACGAAUGGGGGGAGUUAUGGGGCUUGGUGCUUUGAUUGGAAAGGUUACAGUUGAAAUUCUAUGUAUUUUUCAAGUACGAAUUGUUCGGGGGCUAGUCUAUGCUCUUAAAAGACUUCCUACAUAUGCUACUAAAGAACAAGAAGAGUCUAGUCAGGUGCUUACGCAAGUUCUGCGUGUGGUGAAUAAUGUUGAUGAGGCCAACAGUGAAGCUCGCAGACAAAGUUUCCAGGGUGUUGUUGAGUAUUUGGCUUCAGAAUUAUUUAAUGCCAACUCCUCUAUUAAUGUGAGAAAGAUCGUGCAGUCUUCUUUGGCACUUUUGGCUAGUAGGACCGGGAGUGAGGUCUCUGAGUUACUUGAACCUUUGCACCAGCCUUUGCUACAGCCUCUUAUCAUGCGGCCACUGCGGUCUAAAACUGUGGAACAACAGGUUGGCACUGUGACUGCACUGAAUUUUUGCCUGGCUUUGAGGCCUCCGCUUCUGAAGUUAACUCCAGAGCUCAUUAAUUUUCUGCAAGAAGCUUUGCAAAUAGCAGAAUCCGAUGAAUCUGUGUGGGUUGUGAAAUAUAUGAAUCCAAAAAUGGCCACAUCUUUGAAUAAGCUCCGAACUGCUUGCAUUGAACUCUUAUGUACUGCCAUGGCAUGGGCAGACUUUAAAACUCAAAAUCACUCAGAUUUGCGAGCAAAAGUAAUUUCCAUGUUCUUCAAAUCGUUGACAAGCAGGAGUCCUGAAAUUGUAGCUGUUGCGAAGGAAGGUCUGCGUCAGGUUAUUCUACAGCAGAGGAUGCCAAAAGAACUCUUGCAAAGCAGCUUGAGGCCAAUACUAGUUAAUUUGGCACACACCAAGAACCUCAGCAUGCCUCUUUUGCAAGGUCUUGCCCGGCUGCUUGAACUCCUGUCCAACUGGUUCAAUGUUACCUUAGGUGGUAAGUUGUUGGAGCAUCUAAAGAAAUGGCUGGAACCUGAAAAACUUGCGCUGACUCAGAAGGCUUGGAAGGCUGGCGAGGAACCUAAAAUAGCUGCUGCAAUCAUUGAGCUUUUUCACUUGCUUCCUUCUGCGGCUGGAAAGUUCCUUGAUGAUCUUGUAACAUUAACUAUUGAUUUGGAGGCUGCCCUUCCACCUGGGCAAUUUUAUAGUGAGAUCAACAGUCCGUAUCGCUUACCACUGACUAAAUUCCUAAAUCGCUACCCCACCACUGCUGUUGAUUAUUUUCUUACUAGACUAUCACAGCCCAAGUAUUUCAGGAGGUUCAUGUAUAUAAUACGAUCCGAUGCUGGCCAGCCGUUGAGAGAAGAACUUGCAAAGUCUCCUGAUAAAAUAAUAACCAGUGCAUUUCCUGAAUUUGCAAUAAAGAGUGAGGCGGCCCAAGGAUCUUCAAAUCCUUCUGGUUCUGUUGGGGGUGAUGAAAGUCUUGUAAUACCUGAAUCUGAAGAUUCUGUUCAUGCAGUAAACAAUUCCAUGGCAACAUCAGAUGCUUAUUUUCAAGGUCUUGCCCUAGUUAAGACUCUUGUUAAAUUGAUGCCUGUCUGGUUGCAAAGCAACCGUGUUGUAUUUGAUACAUUGGUUCAGCUGUGGAAGUCCCCUGCCAGAAUAUCUCGUUUACAGAAUGAGCAGGAAUUGAACUUGUUGCAAGUAAAAGAAAGCAAAUGGCUUGUCAAAUGUUUUUUGAACUACUUGCGUCAUGACAGAAUGGAAGUUAAUGUAUUGUUUGAUAUUCUUGCCAUCUUCCUGUAUCGCACACGCAUAGACUUUACUUUCUUAAAGGAGUUCUACAUCAUUGAGGUGGCGGAAGGCUAUCCACCCAACUUGAAGAAGACUCUGCUGCUCCAUUUUCUGGAUCUUUUUCAGAUAAAACAAUUAAGCCACGAUCAUAUGGUAAUUGUAAUGCAAAUGCUUAUUCUUCCUAUGUUAGCUCAUGCUUUUCAGAAUGGCCAAACUUGGGAAGUCAUUGAUGCUGCUACAAUCAAGACAAUUGUGGACAAGCUGCUUGAUCCCCCUGAAGAGAUAUCUGCGAACUAUGAUGAGCCGCUCAGGAUUGAGCUUCUGCAGCUUGCUACCCUUCUUCUCAAGUAUCUCCAGAAUGAUCUUGUUCAUCACCGAAAGGAACUUAUCAAAUUUGGCUGGAACCAUCUCAAGCGUGAAGAUAGUGCUAGUAAGCAGUGGGCGUUUGUCAAUGUUUGCCACUUUCUGGAGGCAUAUCAAGCUCCAGAGAAAAUUAUCUUGCAGGUCUUUGUUGCACUUCUAAGGACAUGCCAACAGGAGAAUAAAAUGUUGGUGAAACAAGCUCUUGACAUUCUAAUGCCAGCUCUUCCACGAAGAUUGCCGCUUGGUGACUCACGUAUGCCUAUAUGGAUACGCUAUACGAAAAAAAUCUUAGUGGAGGAAGGCCACUCAAUUCCUAACCUUAUUCACAUAUUCCAGCUCAUUGUCCGCCAUUCAGAUCUUUUCUACAGCUGUAGGGCCCAGUUUGUCCCGCAGAUGGUAAAUUCGCUUAGUCGCCUUGGGCUUCCAUACAAUACCACUGCCGAAAAUAGGCGCCUAGCUAUCGAACUUGCUGGAUUAGUUGUUAACUGGGAGAAACAAAGACAGAGUGAUUUGAGGAAAGGAGCUAAUAAUGAUGGCACCAGCCAGAGUAAUGAUGUACUGAAUGUUACCUCUGCUGUAGGGGAUUCUAAGCUUUCUGUUGAUGGCUCUACAUUUUCUGAUGAUUCAAGUAAGAGAAUAAAGGUCGAGCCUGGUCUGCAAUCUCUCUGUGUCAUGUCACCUGGAGGCCCCUCAUCAAUUCCGAACAUAGAAACGCCUGGGUCUGCUGGACAGCCUGAUGAGGAAUUCAAGCCUAAUGCAGCAAUGGAAGAGAUGAUCAUCAAUUUUCUUAUAAGGGUAGCCCUAGUGAUAGAACCUAAAGAUAAGGAAGCAAGUCUUAUGUACAAGCAAGCUUUGGAGCUUCUGUCUCAAGCUUUGGAAGUGUGGCCGAAUGCUAAUGUCAAAUUUAAUUAUUUGGAGAAGCUGCUCAGCAGUACUCCAUCAUCUCAAUCAAAAGACCCAUCUACUGCUCUAUCCCAGGGUCUAGAUGUGAUGAACAAGGUUCUUGAAAAACAACCACAUUUGUUUGUGAGAAAUAAUAUCAACCAGAUUUCCCAAAUUCUAGAGCCAUGUUUCAAGUUCAAGAUGCUUGAUGCUGGAAAUUCUUUGUGCUCCCUCCUAAAGAUGGUUUCUGCUGCAUUUCCUCCUGAAGCAUUAAAUACGCCACAAGAUGUGAAGAUGUUGUAUCAAAAGGUUGAAGAGCUCGUACAAAAGCAUCUUGCUAUGGUUGCUGCUCCUCAAACAUCAGGGGAAGAUAAUUCUGCUAGCAUGAUUAGCUUUGUGCUUUAUGUGAUUAAAUCCUUGGCAGAGGUGCAUAAAAACCUUGUUGACCCUAUCAAUUUGGUCCGUGUCCUUCAGCGUCUGGCACGUGAUAUGGGAUUGUCUAGUGCCACUUAUAACAGACAAGGUCAAAGAACAGACUCAGAUUCUGCAGUCACUUCCUCUCGUCAAGGUGCUGAUGUUGGGGUGGUUAUUGCAAACUUAAAAUCUGUGUUGAAACUUAUUACUGAAAGAGUUAUGAUUGUACCUGAUUGUAAAAGAUCUGUAACUCAGAUUCUGAACUCCUUGCUGUCUGAGAAAGGCACCGAUCCUUCUGUGCUUAUCUGCAUUCUAGAUUUAAUAAAGGGUUGGAUCGAAGAUGAUUUUGGUAAACCUGGAAAUCCUGUAGCGUCUAGUACUUUUCUUACCCCCAAGGAAGUUGUUUCUUUCCUCCAGAAGCUUUCACAAGUCGAUAAGCAGAACUUGUCUCCUAGCACUGCAGAAGAAUGGGAUCAGAAGUACCUUGAACUUCUAUAUGGGCUUUGUGCUGACUCAAAUAAAUAUCCUCUUUCGAUGCGUCAAGAAGUGUUCCAGAAAGUAGAGCGGCAGUAUCUACUGGGCUUACGGGCAAAAGAUCCUGAAGUGCGCAUGAAAUUUUUUGGUCUUUACCAUGAAUCCCUUGGGAAAACCUUGUUUACAAGGCUUCAGUACAUCAUUCAGUAUCAGGAUUGGGAGGCUUUGAGUGAUGUCUUCUGGCUGAAACAGGGUCUUGAUCUCCUUUUGGCUAUAUUAGUUGAGGACAAGCCUAUAACACUGCCCCCAAACUCUGCAAAGAUCCGACCUGUUUCAGUGUCAGGUGCAGUUUCUGAUGGUACUGGUGUGCAGCCAAUGGCUAUUGAUAUUCCCGAUGGCUCAGAAGAAGCUCCUUUAACACUUGAUGCCCUUGUCUUGAAGCAUGCUAAUUUCCUUAAUGAAAUGAGCAAACUUAAGGUGGCAGAUCUUAUCAUCCCACUUAGAGAGCUGGCCCAUACAGAUGCAAAUGUUGCAUAUCAUUUGUGGGUUUUGGUGUUUCCCAUUGUUUGGGUAACCUUGCAUAAGGAAGAGCAGGUGGCACUAGCUAAGCCUAUGAUAGCUCUUUUAUCAAAAGAUUAUCACAAAAAGCAGCAAUCACAUCGACCAAAUGUCGUGCAAGCUCUUUUAGAAGGACUUCAAUUAAGUCACCCUCAACCACGUAUGCCCAGCGAACUAAUUAAGUACAUAGGAAAGACAUACAAUGCAUGGCAUAUUGCGCUGGGACUGCUUGAAAGCCACGUAAUGCUGUUCUUGAAUGACACAAAAUGUUCUGAAUCUUUGGCUGAGCUUUACCGUCUACUUAAUGAGGAGGAUAUGAGAUGUGGUUUGUGGAUGAAGCGUUCAAUCACUGCAGAAACUAGGGCUGGGCUAUCACUUGUUCAGCAUGGCUAUUGGCAAAGGGCACAGAGUCUUUUCUAUCAGGCUAUGGUGAAGGCAACUCAGGGCACAUACAACAAUACUGUACCAAAAGCUGAGAUGUGCCUUUGGGAAGAGCAGUGGCUACAGUGUGCUACUCAACUUAGUCAAUGGGAUGCUCUUUCUGAGUUUGGAAAACUUGUCGAGAAUUAUGAGAUACUGCUUGACAGUCUGUGGAAACAGCCAGAUUGGGUUUAUUUAAAAGAACAGAUUAUUCCUAAGGCACAAUUAGAAGAAACUCCAAAACUUCGUAUCAUUCAGGCAUAUUUCGCACUUCAUGAGAAGAAUACCAAUGGGGUACCAGAAGCAGAAAACAUAGUGGGGAAAGGAGUUGAUCUAGCUUUGGAACAGUGGUGGCAAUUGCCUGAAAUGUCUGUUCAUGCCAGGGUACCUCUUUUACAGCAGUUUCAGCAACUGGUUGAAGUCCAGGAAUCAACCAGGAUUAUAGUAGAUAUUGCAAAUGGUAACAAACUUUCUGGCAAUUCUGUUGGUGGUGUUCAUGGUAGCUUGUAUGCAGAUCUCAAGGAUAUUCUGGAGACAUGGAGAUUGAGGACCCCGAAUGAAUGGGACAAUAUGUCUGUUUGGUAUGAUUUGCUUCAAUGGAGAAAUGAGAUGUACAAUGCAGUUAUAGAAGCAUUCAAAGAUUUUGGCAAUACGAAUUCACAACUGCAUCAUCUUGGUUUCCGGGACAAGGCUUGGAAUGUCAAUAAGCUUGCUCACAUUUCUCGCAAGCAUGGCUUAUAUGACGUUUGUGUUUCUAUUCUAGAGAAAAUGUAUGGUCACUCCACGAUGGAAGUUCAGGAAGCUUUUGUGAAAAUUAGAGAACAAGCUAAAGCAUACUUGGAAAUGAAGGGAGAGCUUACCAGUGGUCUUAAUUUGAUUAAUAGUACUAAUCUUGAAUAUUUUCCUGUCAAAAACAAGGCUGAGAUUUUUCGCCUUAAAGGCGAUUUUCUGUUGAAGCUUAGUGACUGUGAAGGUGCCAACCUUGCAUAUUCCAACGCUAUCUCUCUCUUCAAGAACUUGCCUAAAGGGUGGAUUAGUUGGGGAAAUUAUUGUGAUAUGGCUUACAGGGAAACUCAUGAAGAGGUCUGGUUGGAGUAUGCUGUGAGCUGCUUUCUUCAGGCCAUUAAAUUCGGCAUUCCGAAUUCAAGAAGCCACCUUGCCCGUGUUUUAUAUCUUCUCAGCUUUGAUACUCCUAAUGAGCCUGUGGGGAGAGCAUUUGAUAAGUUCUUGGAUCAGAUACCUCAUUGGGUUUGGCUUUCUUGGAUUCCGCAAUUACUAUUGUCCCUUCAGAGAAGUGAAGCUCCUCAUUGCAAACUUGUUUUACUUAAAGUUGCAACUAUAUAUCCACAGGCAUUGUAUUACUGGCUUCGCACAUACUUGCUGGAACGCCGGGAUGUUGCAAAUAAAUCUGAAUACGGUAGAAUUGCAAUGGCUCAAAGAAUGCAGCAAAGUGUCUCUGGUGUUGGCACAGCAGGGUCAAUUGGAUUGGCUGAUGGAAGUGCAAGAGUUCAGGGUGGAAGUGCGAUAGUCUCUGAAAACCAACCUGCUGGAAGUAUUGGGUCACAUGAUGGAAAUAGCUCUCAGGGGCCAGAGGGUGAAAGGUCAGCUACUGCUGAAGGUGUCAUGGCUUCUGGGAAUGACCAAUCACUGCAUCAAGGCACAUCCAACAAUGAAGGACAGAAUGCAAUGAGGCGAAAUGGUGCCAUGGGAUUGGUUGCGUCUGCUGCCAGUGCUUUUGAUGCUGCAAAAGACAUAAUGGAGACCCUUAGGAGCAAGCACAACAAUCUUGCUAGUGAACUUGAGAUUCUACUUACUGAAAUUGGGUCUAGGUUUGUUACUCUACCUGAGGAGCGACUUCUGGCUGUAGUUAAUGCCUUGCUCCAUCGCUGCUACAAAUAUCCAACUGCCACGACUGCAGAAGUUCCACAAUCUCUCAAAAAAGAGCUUUCUGGUGUUUGCAGAGCUUGCUUUUCUGCAGAUGCUGUGAACAAGCAUGUUGAAUUCGUGAGAGAAUACAAGCAGGACUUUGAGCGCGACCUAGAUCCAGAUAGUACUGCAACAUUCCCAGCUACCCUUGCAGAUCUAACUGAAAGAUUGAAGCACUGGAAAAAUAUUUUGCAGAGCAAUGUUGAAGAUCGGUUUCCAGCUGUUUUGAAGUUGGAAGACGAAAGCAGGGUAUUACGGGAUUUCUACGUUGUUGAUGUGGAAGUUCCAGGGCAAUAUUUUGCUGAUCAGGAAGUCGCACCUGAUCAUACAGUGAAGCUAGAUAGGGUGGGUCCCGACAUUCCUAUUGUUAGAAGGCAUGGUAGCAGUUUCCGCCGUUUAACUCUGAUAGGUUCUGAUGGCUCUCAGCGCCAUUUUAUAGUUCAGACAUCUUUGACUCCAAAUGCUAGAAGCGAUGAGAGAAUCUUGCAACUCUUCCGCUUAAUGAAUCGGAUGUUUGAUAAGCAUAAGGAGUCCAGGCGUCGCCACAUCUGCAUACACACUCCAAUUAUUAUUCCUGUUUGGUCACAGGUGCGUAUGGUUGAAGAUGAUCUUAUGUACAGCACCUUCCUUGAGGUAUACGAGAAUCAUUGUGCUAGAAAUGACAGAGAAGCAGACUUGCCAAUUACUUACUUUAAAGAGCAACUGAACCAAGCCAUAUGUGGUCAAAUAUCGCCAGAAGCUGUUGUAGAUCUUCGUCUGCAAGCAUACAAUGAUAUUACCAAAAAUAUCGUGAGCGAGAGCAUUUUCUCUCAGUACAUGUAUAAAACUUUGUUGAAUGGGAAUCAUACUUGGGCAUUCAAGAAACAAUUUGCAGUCCAAUUAGCACUCUCCAGCUUCAUGUCCUACAUGCUACAAAUUGGAGGAAGGUCCCCAAACAAGAUUCUGUUCGCGAAAAACACAGGAAAAAUAUUCCAGACAGAUUUUCAUCCAGCAUAUGAUGCAAAUGGAAUGAUCGAGUUCAAUGAGCCUGUGCCUUUCCGAUUGACAAGGAAUCUGCAGGCAUUCUUCUCUCACUUUGGGGUGGAAGGCCUUAUUGUCUCUGCAAUGUGUGCAGCUGCACAGGCUGUGGUUUCUCCAAAACAAAGCCAGCACCUUUGGCAUCAUUUGGCAAUGUUCUUCCGUGAUGAACUGAUAUCGUGGUCUUGGAGAAGACCACCUGGCAUGCCAAUGGCUCCUGUUGGAGGCGGAAGCUUAAACAAUGUGGAUCUCAAGCAGAAAGUCGCUACAAACGUGGAGCAUGUCAUAGGCCGGAUCAACAGCAUAUCCCCACAAUACGUCUCUGAAGAGGAGGAAAACGGUGUAGAUCCACCACAAUCAGUGCAGCGAAGCAUAGCAGAGUUGGUUGAGGCUGCUCUCACACCCAGAAACCUUUGCAUGAUGGAUCCGACAUGGCACCCUUGGUUCUAAAUUGUGCCCAAUGAUCUCAGCAUCUUGAAUGUAUAGAUCUGCUCGGUUAACUAUAUAUGUAUAUCUGUUGAUCUCGUGGAUAGUGCAUUCUAUAAUAGCUACACCACUGACUAUGGAUAUGAUUGGAGACCUUAUGAUCAGAGAAUAUUAAGCUGUAAAUAUUCUAAAUUAAUGCUAAUUCUGAUUUGGUUUUUGUCU
Messenger RNA from Salvia hispanica, 12179 nucleotides. RefSeq lists its product as uncharacterized. Lineage: Eukaryota; Viridiplantae; Streptophyta; Magnoliopsida; Lamiales; Lamiaceae. Gene Ontology annotation, molecular function: protein binding. Gene Ontology annotation, biological process: regulation of DNA-templated transcription; DNA repair. Gene Ontology annotation, cellular component: nucleus; NuA4 histone acetyltransferase complex; SAGA complex. The record is from RefSeq and is a predicted model, not a curated record.